Messenger RNA from Kwoniella mangroviensis CBS 8507, 2721 nucleotides. RefSeq lists its product as uncharacterized. Gene Ontology annotation, cellular component: nucleus; chromatin. The coding region runs from base 1 to 2721 and encodes 906 amino acids. NCBI's taxonomy places the organism in Eukaryota, Fungi, Basidiomycota, Tremellomycetes, Tremellales, Cryptococcaceae. The record is from RefSeq and is a predicted model, not a curated record. Gene Ontology annotation, biological process: chromatin remodeling; regulation of DNA-templated transcription. The transcript has 4 exons.
AUGUCUCAACCUGAACAACCGGCGUUCGCACCUCCUCCUUCCUCGUCAGAUUCAGUUCCUCCUCCUCCACCUCCUAUCACUGAAUCAGCCCCCGAACCCGCUUCUAUCAAACCUCUUCUAAACCCUCUUCAAUCUGAUGCACCACCUCCCUCUUCCACGUUGGUAGAACCGCCCAAGUCGCCCAACCCCUUUAACCCUGCCACGGACGAUAAGGGAAAUACCGCAGCCGCCGAAGUGAUCAAUGGAGAUGCUCAUGAACCAGAACCCACUCCUGCCCCUGUAGCCUCCUCGGAAGCACCAGCAGUGAUUUCUCCUACUCCCAUCCCUGUGUCAGAAGCCAUCUCGGUUCCUGCUGAACCCAGCAAAUCACCUUUACCUCCUGAUGCGACUGUCCCCCCCACCCCUCGAGCUGAGGACGAAGCUCCCCCCACUCUCCCUCCCGAUGCUAUCCCACCUGCCGUGCCUACCCCCAGUGUAAUCACCACCGAGGAACAAGAAGCUAAGGGCGGCAUACUCGGAGUCGAACAGCCUGCUCUACCUACUCCUGGUCCAGAGGAGACUGCUCAGGUACCAGAAGUACCGGCGGCAGUUGUGGAAGGUGGAGAACCAAUGGAGAUAGAUACGGAAAAGGAGGUAGGAGCUACCCCCACUGCUUCAGGAUUACAGUCUAGUCAAUCUGAAGGUAGUCUGAAACGAGCCGGAGAGAACCUGGAUGGUGAAAGGGAUGAGAAGAGGUUAAGGGAAGAAUCAACCAAUGUCACCACAAUUAUCCCUGCUUCUACACCUACUCCUCAGUCGAUAUCAGCUGCACCACCCGCACCUGUAUCCUCUCAACCUGCGGAACCUGCACCACCUGCUGCUGCUCCUCCAGCUGGAGACCUCACUCAACCCACUCCUGCUUGGCUCACUUAUCAACCACCUGCUCCCCGACCUUCCGGUCCCACUACCCCUCUUACUCAGCACCAGCACAAGCAUCUCCUCAACGCCGUUCGAUCAUUGAAGAAGAAGACGCCUGAUGUGUUUGCUUUCCUCCAACCUGUUGAUACCGUUGCUUUUGGUAUUCCUCACUACAACCAAAUAAUCGACCGACCCAUGGACCUAGGAACCGUGGAAACAAAGCUCAUUGCCAGUGAUCCCAGAGGUCCGCCUAAAGAUCAGAGCAAAGCGAGGAAAUGGGAUACCAGUAAAGGAGCUUACAACAGCUAUAGCGAAGUCGUCGAGGAUGUACGUCAGAUAUGGGAGAACACCAGGAAGUUCAACGGUCCCGGACACGUGGUCACUGUCGCAGCUGAUAAGCUAGAUGCUGCCUUUGAGAAUGCUCUAUCCAAAGUACCUCCUGAGCCCGUCCUCGCUCCACCUCCCGCACCCGUCGCUGCUACUCCACCUGCUGCGACUCCGGUGGCAGGACCUUCAUCCGCCAGGAGAGCAUCCAUUUCUCAACCCCCUACCAUCCGACGUAGUAGUGAUGAUUCUCGACCCAAGCGAGAGAUUCACCCCCCUCCUUCCAAAGAUCUCGCCUAUGAGGAAACGGCUGGAACAGCUCGAAAGCCCAAGAGGAGGAAUGAUCCACAGUUGCAAUGGGGUUUCAAAGUUGUCAAAAGUCUGGAAACUACUCAAAAGUUUUUCCCUGCCGCUGCUCCUUUCCUAUACCCUGUUGAGGAAAUCAUCAAAGCCAUUCCGGAUUACACCAAAGUCGUAAAGAAACCAAUUGACCUCCUUCACAUCAAGGACAAAUUGGAACAAGGCCUCUAUGAUGAAGUGAAUCAAUUGGACAGUGAUAUCAGAUUGAUGGUCAACAAUGCUUUGAAGUUCAAUCCACCUGGAGAUGCUGUCAACACCGCUGCUACUCAACUCCUACAGAUCUGGAAUGAGAAAUGGCAAACUCUACCUCCUAAACAAGAUAUCAGGGAUUCAAGUGAAGAUCCAUUGGCUGAUAAUUACGAGGAAGACGGAUACCAAAGUGAAGAUGAUAGUAAACAACUGAAAUCUCUCGAAGCUCAAGUCUCUAAUCUGAAUGAUCAGAUUGCCGAACUCCGAGCCAAAAUCGCUAAAGGUCGAGCCAACCGACCUCCUAAAUCCGCUAAACCCAAACCUACCAAAGCUGGUUCUCAGCAACGUAAACCAUCUGUUGCAAAACACUCGCCUGGUGUCAACGGCAAUGGUAACUCUGCCGCCAAAAAGUCCAAGAAAACCAAAGAAGCCGUAUACAGAGACGAAGACGAGGACAUGGAGAGUGAAGAGGAGGAUACUACCGCUAUUACCCUGACACAAAAACAAGAGUUGGCGGAGAAGAUCACUCAAGCUGAUGAACAAACUUUGCAAGAAGCUAUCACGAUCAUUCAACAGACCACCAAUCUCGGUGCUAACAACGAAGAGAUUGAACUUGAUAUUGAUUCAUUACCCGUUGCUACUGUUGCCAAGCUUUACAACCUUGUGUGCCGAGGUAGGAGAGGUGGAUCGAAACCCGGCAGGAAAUCAUUGGGUGGAGCUUCUGGAGGUCCCGGUGGAUCAGCCAAGAAAGCAGGGAAGAAGGCAUCGGGAGGAGUAACCAAGCGAAGUGUGAACGAACGGGAGGAAGCUGAGAGAAUCAGGAGAAUGGAAGCUCAAUUGCAGUCGUUCGAUUCGCGUGCCGGAGGAGUUGGACAAGGUCUCGGGUCGGGUGGUGUAGGAUAUGAAGAAGGUGAAAGUAGUUCGGAAGAAGAGAGCAGCGAUGAGGAGUAA